GCUUCCUGUUAAGGCUCCAGGUUACCAAGAAAGGGGGUUUGCCGCGUGCGCGCGGUGGAAAAAUAAGACUACAAUUCUCUCAUGUUUCUUAGCUAGUUUGUAAGUUAGUGCAGGGGGGAAAUGUAUACUUUUAACCAACUUCUUUUGGAGUAUCCGCAAUUAAUGUACGGUGGAGUGGGAGCAACAGCUUUCGUUGCAGGAGGAACUCUGAUUUACAAAAUCGCGACCAGGAAGAAGCCCACCCAUGUCAAUGUCAACUGCUGGUUCUGUGACCAGGACACAGUUGUGCCGUAUGGCAACAGGAACUGUUGGGAUUGCCCAACCUGUGACCAGUACAAUGGCUUUCAGGAGAACGGAGAUUACAACAAGCCCAUUCCGGCUCAGUACAUGGAGCAUUUAAACCACGGAGUGUCGGCUGGACUUCCCUCAGGAUUGGCCGAGGCGCCCAAGACUUUACAAUGGGUCAACUGUCAGAUGCUGCUAUGCAAGAAGUGCAACAACAACCAGUCUCUUAAAAUCAAGCAGUUAGCCUCUUUCAUCCCCCGGGAAGAUGAAAACUAUGAUGAGGAGAUUGAGGUGUACAAGCACCAUCUUGAGCAGACGUAUAAACUGUGUCGUCCAUGUCAGACGGCGGUGGAGUAUUACAUUAAACACCAGAACAGGCAGCUAAGGGGAGUGGUCUUCAACCACCAGCUACAGCGCAGCAGAGACUCAGACAAAGCAUUUGUCAGGAACUCCUACUCCCUCUCCACCCCCGCGGGCGUGACUCUCCUCCGCAUACUGGCCUUCCUGACCUGCGCCUUCCUGGUCGUAGCGACGGUGCACGGACCCGGAGACUCCCUCGCCCCGCCCUCCUCUCCUCAGACCCUCAGCGGGGGGGUGGUUCCCCCGAAACCAUCCCCCUUGCCCUCCAACGCCUCCGCCCCCCAGAACGGGAGCGUGGAGGCGGUGGGGCAGGCGGUGGGGCAGGCAGUGGGGCAGGCGGUGCGAGCCCUUCUGGACCUCCUGCCCUCCGAGGCCCUGGUGCGGGCCGAGCGGGCCUGGCUGUACGGGAGGAGCCACCAGAUGGCUGUGGCCUCCGUGGGUCUGUUGGCGUGCGUCAGUGGAGUCUUCCUAGCAGGGUCUGUAAGGCUGAGGCGUAUCGACGCACUGUCUUCCGUGCUGUGGUUCCUGGUGUGGUGCCUGUACCUGGCAGAGCAGCACCUGAGAGCCCAUGGCUCUGGUUGGCUGGACGCGGCCCACCUCUGCGCCGCCUCCCUCUGCUGCCUGGUCGGCCUGGCUGCUGCCGUGCCAACCCGCAAGUCCACCGGCCCCAGACGAGCCAGAGGUCGAAGGUACCUAUCAGGCGGUUCCCCGGGCCAUCUCUACGGCCUGGGCCCUUCCCCCUUCGUGUCCCCGGUGUCCCCUGCCUUCUUCGUCCCCACGCCGCCACCCAACCUCUCCCGGCUGAUCAUCCGGCAGCAGGGCUCCAGGGAGCGCAGGGCCUCGCCCUCGUCUCUCCCCGGACGGCUCAACCGGGCGCUGUUCCUCGGGACCAUCCCCUCCCUCGCCAGGACUGACUCAGGAUACCUGUUCAGUGGCAGCAGGCCUCCGUCACAAUGCAAAGACUCCCCGCCAUCAGACUACUUCUCCCUGAAGUCUGGCAGCCGCCCAUCAUCCCCGGGCCCCUCCCCCGGCCCCUCCCCCGCGCCCUCAUUGGCCAGCUCCGUCACAUCCAGCUCUAGUUCCACCUGGAGGCGCCGCCCCCUCAUCAGCCCCGCCCGUCUCAACAUCAGCGGCCAGAAGCUCCGCCUCUUCUCUCACGACCCGGAGCCCCUGGCCCCGCCUGUCUUCCACACCCCGCCCACUUCCUUCCACAGUGGCGGUUUCUCGCCGGACGUGUCUCCUUUCCACAGUCAGAACGACCUGAGCAGUCUCCUGAGGGAGGCCAGUGUGCUGGAGGAGCCCCACCAGAGGGGAAGCUCCUCCGGGUCGUCAGCCUGCCUGGUGGACACCACCACCGGGGCCGACCCCGACGGCACCACCACCUCCAAGGGUUGGCUGAGUCGUGUGUUGUGGCCAGGACUCCUGGUGGUAAGCCUGGGUGUGAACCUGUUCUUCUCUUCCCUCUACCUGUACCGCAACUGGAGCUGAGCCCUCACCUACUGCCAUCGCUGCCUGCUCAACUUCCACUGUCUUUUCACAAGGGGAACUGGGUUAGCCACCAGGGGGUCCUCAACCCUUGUGACACGCUGCAAGACAGGGGUCCUUCAGAGCCCCUGUUUUAGUCAGCUUACACUGUCUUUUCACACUGGCACUGAGUUAGCCACCCGUGGGCCUCUACCCCUGUAACAAGACAGGGGUCCUUCAAAGCUCUGUGUGUGAGAGGGGGAUCAUGUCACCUCUCUGGGUUGUGAAUGUUUCCCCCUCAGCCAGGGCAUAGGAGAGAGGCUGACAUGAAUUUUUAAUCAUUUCUGUUUGUUCAUAAUUAAGCAGAGAUGGGAAAGGGAUUCUUUUUGCCUUGUUGGAGGGGAAAAACAUAUGGAAUAAUUUAAGAGGGAUUCUUUGGAAGAGUCGGGACUGUUGAUCAUAUAUAACUUUGGUGUCAUUUCCCUCAAAUGUGACCUGGCUUUGUAAUGCCAUAUUUAUGGUAGUUCUCGCUGAUAAUUUUCAAUACCUGACUCCUUUAACUAAAUAAGCAUGUGUAAUGUUAGUGUAAAAAAAGAAGACAUUGUUUGCUUUGGGUUUCUGGUCUUUGUGUUGUCAUGCUGUAAACUAGACAGAGAUGUCAUGUUCAAACUAAAACUGCAUUAAUUCUUUUUAAGAUCAAAAUCUCUGAUUAACUGGACUUCUAGAACUACCAUCUAUAAAAAAAAAAACUGUGUCCCAGCCUUCCAUUCAGUGGCAGUGUUUCAAGAAGAGCAAAUAGUUUUUAUUUCCAACAGUGGCAAUAUUGCAGUUUAUUCAACUUCUAUCACUACCAGUCAGUUUCGGAUGGACUUGAUCCACACAACCAUAAAUCCAUGCAUCCACCCUCUAAUCCAGUAACCUCUCUGAAUGGAUUGGUGGAGGUGUGUUGACGUGGAAACAUGAUUUGAAGACAUUGUGCGUGUACGACUGUAAACACUAGGCAUUGUUUGUGCUGGCCUUCCUCUAGCGUGUCAGGUCAUCACUUUGGUCUUAGGGGUAAAGGUAUUGUACAGGUCUGUUAUUUCAACAACCUAUUGAACCUUUAUUUCAUGUCUGUGAGAGUGAGAGAUGUGUUUGAUGUGUUGAGAUGAGAGUUUGUGUUCUGGACUUUGGACUCAAAUUGUUCUCAUCCGUGGCGUGAAACGUAAAACACAGGUGUUCAUCUGUUACAAGACUUGUAUAUAUUCUUUUUUUUGUUUUUUGUCUGAAAACAAUUAGGGUUAUUUAUUAAAAGAUUGUGUAAUCAGUAUGCUUUUUCACCCUUCUGGCUGAAGUGACAGGAUUGAGUCAGUCCUUGUAAUUAGGCUAACAAUCAGCCUCAUUCUGAUUGGAUAAUGUUACUAUUUGUAUAGUAUGGGCGGAAACACAAACAUUGUACAUUUUUGGUUGUUGUCCUCUUGGUUUGUGAAGAAGCACGAUUGUCGGUUUAGAAUCUUGCUCUGUAACUAACAUGUUCUGUUCAUUGAAAGAAACACUAUCGAAAAAACACUAAUUAUCCACCAGUCACCAGUCACUUCAUCACCUUCAGUAUUUGAACCAUGACAGUUUUGAUGAAUGCAUACCAUUUCUGUACUCAACUAAAUCAUUUUUCUACAAAGCCA
This is a messenger RNA of Osmerus eperlanus (European smelt), 3770 nucleotides long. RefSeq names its product transmembrane protein 201 (gene tmem201). The transcript has 11 exons. The record is from RefSeq and is a predicted model, not a curated record. Gene Ontology annotation, molecular function: lamin binding; actin filament binding. Gene Ontology annotation, biological process: nuclear migration along microtubule. Bases 121 to 2133 code for a protein of 670 amino acids. Gene Ontology annotation, cellular component: nuclear inner membrane. Lineage: Eukaryota; Metazoa; Chordata; Actinopteri; Osmeriformes; Osmeridae.